This is a messenger RNA of Plenodomus lingam JN3, 606 nucleotides long. RefSeq lists its product as uncharacterized. The record is from RefSeq and is a predicted model, not a curated record. Lineage: Eukaryota; Fungi; Ascomycota; Dothideomycetes; Pleosporales; Leptosphaeriaceae.
AUGGACAUCAAAACGCGCGACACUUCACCUUCCACCAAGAGCGACACCAGCCAGCUCUCCUACACAAACGACUACAACACCCUCCCUGCCACCGGCCCCACCAACCACGCCCACAUCCUCCAUCUACCCGAAACCAACGCGUCCAGCACCCAAGACGACAACCCCAAACUCCAAGACGCACUCGUCACCACGCUCUUCCACGUAUCUCCCGCAAUACUGCAGUCCUUCAUGAGCCCAACAACACACACCUUCAAAGCCAUCUUUGGCAAAAAAGACAUACAGCUUCUUAUUUGGCGCAAGGGCCUCGAAGUCUUUGUCGGCACAUACGAACACCACACCACACUAAAAGCCUACCGCUUCGAACGCGUCGCCGGCUUCCUCAUCGGGUACGACGGCGUCUGGCAUCUGCAAGUCACGGCGGCGGAUGCGUAUUGCAAUGCCAAGUGGGCGGAGGUCUGGGCUGGCAAGUUCUUUGAUUACGGGGGCGUGACGCAGAUGGUGGUGGAGGGGGAGGUAGGGAGGAUGGAAAAGAGGGCUGGGGAGUUGGCGGGGGCGAUUGUGCGGGGGAGGUUCUGGGGGCUCAAGUGCGAUGUGAAAGUUACGUGA